Messenger RNA from Siniperca chuatsi (mandarin fish), 1779 nucleotides. RefSeq names its product Fc fragment of IgE, high affinity I, receptor for; gamma polypeptide (gene fcer1g). Bases 141 to 413 code for a protein of 90 amino acids. Gene Ontology annotation, biological process: cell surface receptor signaling pathway. Gene Ontology annotation, cellular component: Fc-epsilon receptor I complex. The transcript is spliced from 5 exons. The record is from RefSeq and is a predicted model, not a curated record. Gene Ontology annotation, molecular function: IgE receptor activity. Lineage: Eukaryota; Metazoa; Chordata; Actinopteri; Centrarchiformes; Sinipercidae.
CUCCUCGCUGUGAGGUAUGCAACACUCGAGUGUUGAUGAGAACGCAGAAGGGGAAAAAAACAGCCACAGUCUUCUUGGUCGCUGUUUGCUGGCCACUUGAGGAGCCCAGUUGUCCGUGUUGAACCUGUGUUUCCGUGGCCAUGGGGGGCAGGAGCCCGUUGCUGGUAGCGAUUCCUCUGUGGAUGAGUUUUGGGAGAGCUGCUGCUCUUGCAGAGCCACAGAUCUGUUAUGUGCUGGAUGGAAUCCUGUUUUUGUACGGCAUCAUCCUGACAGCUCUCUACUGUAGAAUCAAGAUCUACAAUGCUAAGGAGGCCAGGGAUGCAAAUGCCAAGCAGGAUGCUGACCAGGGCAUCUACACGGGUUUGACUCCUCGCGUCCAGGACACAUAUGAAACUAUUGGCAUUAAGAAGUGAUGUCAUGAGUGAAAGUCCAAGACCGACAUUUUAAAUACCUUUUUUGUUUUAUUUAAAUAUUGCAUAUCUUACCCUGCUUAGAUGUUGAGAGAAUGUGAAAUUGUGUGCGCUAGUGUUCACUUCCCCUUUGCUUUUAUAGAAGUUAUGGGAAGUUAAGAGAGACAAGACAGAAACAGGGAAUAUGGGCAAUUCUCAGAAAUGCUUACUCUUGUUGUUUUAAGGUAUUUUUACUGCUCUGUUGCAAAUAUUUAAUUUUUAUCCAUACAUAUUUUUAUAACUGUAAUGCUCCAGAAGCAUUUUGUAUGGUAAUUUUAAAAUAAAUAAAUCAUAUAGAUGAUUUACGGCAUACUCAAAGCUACAUUUCUGUGCCAAAAUGCUAACUGGCACUGACCUCCUGCUACAGACUCUCCCACUAACUCCAACUCCUCUUUUAGGCCAUUUGAAAGAUGUCAGUCUUUUGAAUAGCAAAGAGCUCCAAAAGUAUUGUAGUUUUGUGCAAGAUGGUGAAUAUAGUUGUGGUAUAGCCAUAUAGCCAUGCUCAUCCUCUAUAGUAAAGCCUUAGAGAUUCUGAGCAGUGUUUAUUACACACCAUAGGAUGGCAGUGAUGGUGUCUUUGGUGACGUCUUUACCUGUUCAUACUCAAACACAUACACACUCUCUCCCAGCAGGGAGAGCCCAAAAGAAAUCAAAGAAAUAACAGACUGCUGUAAAGUUUGUAUGUAAACUGCUGCCUUUGGAACGCUGUGAUACUACACAAAACCUAUUAAACGUUUAACUAAUAACUUUGUCUCUCUUUAAAUUGCAGUAGUAAAUUACGCAACCCUGUCUUCUAGAUAUUAUGUUUAUAUAGGGAGUGGUAAACUUCCAGUCGUGAUAAGGCAAACAACCACAAAAUGAAGUCAAAAUAAUAAUUUUCUGACAGUGGUUUGGCUACUGACUGUUUGUAUAAAGCUCAUAGAGACUUAUGUAAGUAGAAAAGGUUUCAGUCGUAGUCAUCUGGACAAUGUUUUUCUUAAUUCUCGAACCAUUUUCACAAUUGAGAAUGACUUCUGGACGGGAGCCGAAAUGUCUUGAAUUUGAAAACAUUGUCCAGAUGACUACGACUGAAACCUUUUCUACGAUGGAACACUCCUGGACGAAUGAGGGACUACACCGACUUAUGUAAGUCUGAAAAGAUUUGAUCUGUCACAUUUAGCCCAGAUCAGACUGAUUAAAAAACAUGUAUAACAUGUAACCAAUAAAGGAGAAAAAGAUUGUAAUGUGAUCAUGUGGUGAAAAACAUACAGUAUGUUGUACUAUUGAUUUAUGAGGUGGUUGUAGAUGAUGACAUUUCAUGUAAAAUAAACCAUUAAAUCUCUUGAUUAAA